This is a messenger RNA of Oncorhynchus mykiss (rainbow trout), 786 nucleotides long. Its product is annotated as protein S100-A1. Gene Ontology annotation, cellular component: cytoplasm. The record is from RefSeq and is a predicted model, not a curated record. Lineage: Eukaryota; Metazoa; Chordata; Actinopteri; Salmoniformes; Salmonidae. Gene Ontology annotation, molecular function: calcium-dependent protein binding; calcium ion binding.
AGGCUUAUGUCUAUUUUUCUUUACCUCACUCUCAAAUUUCAUUGUUUAGCCCACCUCGUUUAUUCUGUGUAUAAGUGGGAUAUUAAUUAAAUGCAGGGCUAUUAAUCGUUUAGAGAGAAAAAAAUAUGUUGAGUUAGUCAUUUUAAUCGUUUUUAUUACACAGAGCAAAAUAUUAGCUUGACUAUGUUUGAUAGGUUUACCAAGGUAACCUAGUGUCAUAGUCUUACUGUCUUGCUCAAUAUCCACGGUAUCAUUACUUCCUUCACUGAAGGCAGCGCAGACAGGGCGUCGCCUGUCUAUAAAUUCUCAGGCGUGAUAUUUCUCAACUCUGCACAAUUCAACCUCUUCUCAAUCGCCAACUCAACACUCGUGAACGACCUGCAGCCAUGCCGUCAGAUCUGGAACGUGCCAUGGAGUCCAUGAUCACCGUGUUCCACAAGUACGCUGCUAAGGAGGGCAGUGGCAACACUUUGAGCCGCCGUGAGCUCAAGGACCUGAUGGAGAACGAGCUCUCUGGCUUCCUCAAGUCUCAGAAGGACCCAGCCACAGUAGACAAGAUAAUGAAGGAUCUGGACUCUAAUGGUGAUGGAGAGGUGAACUUUGAGGAGUUUGUUUCUCUAGUUGUGGGCCUGUCCAUCGCCUGUGAACAGUGCUACCAGAUGCACAAGAAGAAGAUGGGGAAGUGAGGGAUGAAAAGAGGAGAGAAGGAAUGGGGUGCUGAGUAGAGAAGGGUUCUAAUUUUCACGUUUGUAAUUGUCACACUGUCCAUUAAACACAAAGACCAAG